Salpingoeca rosetta is the source of this 2267-nucleotide messenger RNA. RefSeq lists its product as uncharacterized. Gene Ontology annotation, cellular component: fungal-type vacuole. Gene Ontology annotation, molecular function: glucan 1,4-alpha-glucosidase activity. The record is from RefSeq and is a predicted model, not a curated record. The transcript has 10 exons. The coding region runs from base 54 to 1844 and encodes 596 amino acids. Gene Ontology annotation, biological process: polysaccharide metabolic process. Lineage: Eukaryota; Choanoflagellata; Craspedida; Salpingoecidae.
CUCCAAUUUAUUCGCCACUCUCCAACAUUCUCGUCUCCAAAACACCACCCAAGAUGGCUCGCGCUGUGCUGCUGGCGACCACUGUUGUUGCUGUUGUUCUCGGGGUGUUGACGGCCCAGUGUGCCGCUGACACCUGCCAGGUCCCCGAUCCAAGCAAGAAGGACUGUGGGUACAUGGGCAUCAACCAGCAACAAUGCGAGGCCAAGGGCUGCUGCUGGCAGCCAGAUGGACAAGGUUCAUCCACCCCAUGGUGCUUCUACAAGGGCUCGGGCCCACCACCGCCACCACCUCCGCCACCACCUCCACCACCACCACCAGGCCAGGCCCCGUUCUCCAAGUCCGAGGUUGAGAAGAUGCGCGGCUACUUCCUGAAGAACAUCGACAUCCAAGGCUCCGGCGGUGUCGUCGCCAGCCCAGACCCCAACACGCCAGGCGGCAGCUACUACUAUCACUGGGCCCGCGAUGGUGCGCUCACCAUGCAUGCCUUCCAGAUCACAUCCUCUUCUGCCAGCGACUACGACACGCAGAUGCAGCAUUACACGAAAUGGGUUGUUGCUCGCCACGCUGAGUCUGACCCCAACAACAUCGACGUGCGCAUCGAGCCCAAGUUUGAGCUGCCAUCUGGCACACCAUACACCGGCGGCUGGUGCCGUCCGCAGACGGAUGCCCCUGGGCUCCGCGCCAUCACCCUCAUCGCAUAUGCCAACGACCUGAUCCAGCGUGGCCAGAAGGACUUUGUGAUGCAGUACCUGUGGACCGGCGACUCAUCCUCGUACUACGGCGGCGCCAUCAAGCACGACCUUGACUGGAUCGCCAACAAUUGGGAGCAGAACUCCUGCGACCUGUGGGAGGAAGUCCAGUCCAACGACUUCUUCUGGAACCGCUACACCAUGCGCAAGGCCCUCACAAACGGCGUUGCCUUUGCCCAGGCCAUGGGCGACUCGCAGUCCAGCCAGGCGUACGGCCGCGUGCUCGCCAGCCUGAGCCCCACCCUCCAGCGCCACUACAACGGGCAGUUUGUGUUUGAGGCGGACAACAGGCAGCAGGAUGCUGCGGUCAUCUGCGCAUUCAACGAUGGCAACCUGAACGAUGGCGUGUUCGCCCCCAACAGUGCCGAGGUUGCAGGCACCAUCUCCACCCUCAACUCGCUCUUCUCCUCGUCGUUCCCCAUCAACCAGAAGGACGACGCUGCCGGCGUUCCCGGCAUCCUCUACGGCCGUUACAGCGGCGAUCAGUACGCAGGCGGCAACCCAUGGGUCCUGACGAGCGGGUGUCUGGCUGAGGUCCUCUAUCGCGCUGCCAACAGCACCGCCGCCACGCGCCGCAUGCCGACUGCAGAAGCCACGGAGCACUUCAAGGCCAUUGCCGCACAGCUCAACCCAGCUGCUGUCGCUGCAGAGAACCUGGACAUGGACACGCCAGCCGGGCUCGCCCGCGCCCUCGUGCUGAGCGGUGACGGUGUGCUGAACCGCAUCCGUGCACACACCAUCAACAACGACCUGCACCAGCCCGAGCAGCUCGACAAGAACACGGGCGCCGAGGCCAGCGCCACAGACCUCACGUGGUCGUAUGCAACCAUCCUCAAGGCCAUGGCUGUCCGUGACACCAUCACCUCCGCUGCGUCCACGCUUACGUCUGGCUUUGUCAACGCACGCCUCGUUGUUGGCACGGCUGACCUUGCUGCUGCACGCGACGCGGCACCUGCCGCCACCCAACGCGGCCUGCCUUCGUGGGUUGCCCCUGUCGGUGCCGUUGGUGCUGCGUGCGCCAUUGUUGCCGCCGUGGGUGUCGUCAUCACGUACAGGCGCAACCGCCAGCGUGCUGCCUACGCCCCCAUUGCCUGAGCACACAAAGUUGCACGGGGGCUGACGCUUUGUUUCUUUCUCCAUGAUGUUGUUUCCAUGCUGCUUCACACUUGCUUUGCUUGCAUGGAUGUGCUGCUUUCUUGCGUGCUUUCUUUUGUAUGUGUCAAUUGGUUGCUUGUGUGCUUGCUUAUGUAUGUCAUGUCACACCACGCCACGCGUCGGUGACUGUGCGCGUUCGUGGUUGGAUGCUGGGUGUACUGUCAUGUGUGCGAUAUGAGAUUUUCAGGCUUGGCUUUGUCUGUGGACGUCAUGCGUGUGUGUGUGUGUGUGUGUGUGUGUGUGUGUGUGUGCGUGGUGUCUCUGUUGACCCUUCAUUCGUGCUGAUCCCUUCUCGUGUGAUGGUGAUGCUUCGUUUAUGUUGGGUUAUCCAACACCCUUGAGUACAAUCACUGCCCCGGAACA